This is a messenger RNA of Osmia bicornis bicornis, 4425 nucleotides long. RefSeq names its product tyrosine-protein kinase Drl-like. NCBI's taxonomy places the organism in Eukaryota, Metazoa, Arthropoda, Insecta, Hymenoptera, Megachilidae. Gene Ontology annotation, cellular component: signaling receptor complex. The record is from RefSeq and is a predicted model, not a curated record. Gene Ontology annotation, biological process: cell surface receptor protein tyrosine kinase signaling pathway; axonogenesis; multicellular organism development. The transcript has 9 exons. Gene Ontology annotation, molecular function: protein tyrosine kinase activity; ATP binding. Bases 387 to 2168 code for a protein of 593 amino acids.
CGAGAUCAUUCCUCCGGUAUCAUAACUAUUUUCUGUCACACCAGUCCUACUGGUAUCGCCAUGUGACUGUCACCUUUCGUUAAACUCACUUAAUAAUUUUUACCGAUGUAUUAAAGAAUCCUUGACAUUUUCAUAAACGUUUAUUAAAAACGAAACGAAAAAUUAAAUUUUAAUAAUUUCUCGUGCGACAAGAAAGUUGACGAUUUGACAUUGUUAUUCGCGGUGACACGUCACGUGGGGGCAGAACGAUGAUUUUAAACGUUAGGAAGAUACGAGUAAUGUUUGUCGAAACGAGAGGAAUCGACGGGAUUGUCGCGUGGUUUUUAUUAUUGUCACGUGCUUAAGGAAAAGUGUCGGUCUCUCGCGCAUGAUUAUAAGGGUGCGUGAUGUUAUUAUGCGAGACAAUGCGCUGGGGUGAUGGAUUGUGUGAUCUAUUGCGAUGCAAAUUGUUGGUUCUUCUGGUGCUGGUCGGCUGCAGCGACGGAUACUUGAACAUCUUUAUCAGUCAGUCAGAGGUCAUGAAGUUGAUGGGUCUCCAAGCUGAGCUGUACUACGUCCGAGAAGGGGUGGUCAAUACCUACGCGAUGAACUUUGUCGUGCCGGUACCUUCGAACAUUGCAGAUCUUGAAUUCUCUUGGCAGAGUCUUGCUGGACAUCCAUUACCCUACUCGAUGGAGUUGGAUUACGACGUAGUAGGUGUUCCGGGUGGUGUUUCCGGAAUGAUGGCGCUGCUUACUCCGAGAGUGAACGUAUCAGCCAGAGGGGAAGUACCAGUUACCUUGCAGGUCUUUAGGAUCAGGCUACCCUGUUCGGGUCUCGUCAGUGCUGAAAUUCCUUUGGCUUUGAGACUAAAUGUCACCGCACCUCCUGCCACUAAAUACAACGACACUGUUCUUGUCUUCAAAAGGAACAAGAUUUGCUUGCAGGGGGUUGAAGCACCGCCAAGGAACGACUCGGUUCGCCUCGAGCCAGGACCGCUGGUGAACGGUGCUGGAACACUUUACGUCGCCGCGACGUGUGCGUGCGCCUUAAUAUUAGUCGUCGGCAGCGUAGCAAGCGCCGUGUAUAUUCGCAACAGCAAGGCUCGUAUUCAAGAGUCGCAGAAAACACUGCCCUGUUGCAGCUAUUCAGCGGCAGACACCGGUGGUCUGGCGAGAAGUUCUGUUCUGGUUAGAGUCGACCCACGACCCGGAAGCGCAAAUUCCGGAAGUUACGCGACCAUUGCCGACCUGGAGCCACUCUAUGCGAGACCUUGCGGUUCUAGAGCGAGUUACUACGCUUCCAGCCAUAUGACGCAUCUGAGUCAGUCGACAGACCCUUGCGAGAAAGCCAGAGCACUUGCUGUGUCAAGGUCCGCGUUGUACUGUCGCAAUGUUGUACAAGAAGGCACAUUUGGUCGCGUUUACAAGGGCACGUUGGAUUUGGCAGGUCGCGAACAAGAAGUGAUCAUAAAGACAGUCACAGAAGUGGCGUCAGCUUAUCAGGCGUCUUUGCUGGUGGUGGAGGGUUCCCAGUUGGCGGGAUUAGUGCAUGCAAACAUAGCUUCUCUCGCAGCUGCUUGCCUGGAUAGCUCUUGUCCAUUAUUGGCAUACACAAGUGCGCCGGGAGUGUUGAAUUUAAAGCUGUACCUUACCGACGGCAACCAUCAUCCUGUCACCAGGGAUUUGGUGCACGUUGGCGCACAAGUUGCCAGGGCAGGGGCAUUCUUGCACGGUAGAGGUCUCUUACACAGGGACAUCGCUGCAAGAAAUUGUCUGAUCGAGCCAAGCAGCCUUCAUGUGCAAUUAGCUGAUACAGCUUUGGCGCGAGAUCUUUUCCCUCAGGAUUACCACUGCCUCGGUGAUAAUGAGAAUAGACCCAUCCGGUGGAUGGCUUUGGAAACACUCCAGCACAAUCAGUACAGCACUGCAACGGACGUGUGGUCAUUCGGGGUGUUCUUAUGGGAGCUGGCGACGAUGGGUCAACAGCCGUACGUCGAAGUGGAUCCAUUCGAAAUGAUGGCGUGUCUUCGCGAUGGUUACCGACUGGUUCAACCAAGACCAUGCCCAGACGAGCUUUUCGCCGUGAUGGCCGUCUGUUGGUUAGGUCUUUCCAGAGAUCGACCAACCAUGCCUCAGCUUCUCGCUUAUUUACAAGACUUUCACGACGCCCUGGGUGGCUUCAUAUAAAUCGCCCAAAUCCGAAAUGUUUCUUUUUCGCGCGAUUCAAAAUCGUGUCACGGAAGUUUUCUGUGCAGGAUUCCAGGAGGAGCUUUGCACCGAAAGAGAUUCAACGUGAUCCGAGGUCGAAACGAAGACACGUCUUAAGAGACUUUGGUUGAAAAUAGGUCGGCAAGAGAUGAAAGCGAUAAGUACGUUCCAAAGGCUGCAGUAUCCAAUCGAAACGAGAAUCAAAUCGUAUGGAAUUAAAAAAAAAGAACUGUCCAUUUGUGACUGUGAUCCAGAACCUUCAAGGAGGGACGCAUUUUCCUUCGAAACAGUGUUGGAGAAUUGGAAUAAGUAAUCUGAUAAACUUUCAGAUUUAACGUUAUUCGUCUAGUAAGUUCAGAUGAAUUUUUAUUUGAAUAUUUAUUCGUCAAUGAUAGGUAAUUUAUUUAUUUGUAUUAUAUUAUAUUGUAGAUAUUUCUUUGACAAUGAACAUUUUAGUAAACGUUAAAUCUAAAAGUCGAGGAAUCAACGUGUUUGGAAAGAUACACGUUCAAUUUAUUCGGAUGAUUAUUUUAAACAAAUAUUUAUUCGAAACACUUGAAACUAUGGGCAACACUGUUUCGAAAUUCCCUUCCAAUAACAGCAGAGAAUCAAAACAGAGCACGGUUGAUCGAACGAUAGCGCAAUUUCGUGGAUUGAAAUGAUUCGAUUCUGGACAAAUAAGCGAACACCAGCGACCCGAUCGGUCAUGGAACAAAAAGGUUGACGCGGAUACAUCCGUCCAUAGUAAUUAAAAGUAUAACUCGAAACGCAUGAAGGAACUUUUUUUAUAAAAGCGACAGACACGACGCCUGUGGCUUUGCAACCGACUCUGUUCGUUGUACAGCACCAUCGUUGCACAGGCGCGCUUUUUCCACAAUUAUUUUUUUCUACACUUCUUUUCCUUUUUUCCAAUGGUUUCCAAUGUAGCAAGCUUUCGACGAUCUCGAAACGAAUAGCAAUGAAUACCAGUGGCUCUCAAUGAAUAUUUCUUGAAAAUAUUCCAAAAACAACAAUCAUUUUUGCCUCGAAGAAAUUGAGAAUGAUAAAAACGCUUUUAAAUGUAUUUCACAAUUUACCUUUUAUAAGCUUGCAAAAUUUUCUAAAAAGCUCUUCGACUUUUGUUGUAGCUAACAAAUCUUCACGGUGUAUAUAUAUUAUUUUCCUUUUCCGAACACCCUCUCUAUUAAACACGAUUCAAGAUACUACGAUACUUUCGUACGCACAGCGUGACUUAGACCUGUUUAAGUGUAAUUAUCCGAGACAGUAUCGCUAUAGCGAAAUCUCCGGAUAAUCGGUAACCGGAAACAAAACUCGGUACGCGUAAGAUAUCUUAUUGUGCUUGACCUUCGUUAGGCAUAUACCUAGUGUUGCGUAAAUGGGCGGUCGAACUGUACGUACCGUAGUAGUUAACUACACCGUACAAGUCACUUGAAAUAUCCGCAUCUCGCGUGAAACGUGCAGGAACAACGGCAGGAUAUGACGCGAGAUGGUACGAUACACAGAUUUAAAAAAAAAAAAAGAAGAGGAAGAAAAAGAAUGUACUCGAUGUGUAAAUGUCGCAUGUUCCUGACUUUACGAAUCAUUAACCUUUAUCGCACUCGUCUCCCUUUCAUCCCUGAACUUCCCUUUUUCGACUAUAUCCCCCGACGCAUCGUAAAAAUGCUGAAUCUAUCACGUCUCACCUUCAUAACUAUUGCUACGAGCAUUUCACUACUACUAUAAUUAAUACUAUCUAUUUAAAGUAACUAUCGCUCGCUAUUUACUUGCGACGUCUCUAAGGUCUCGUUUAUUUUACGAAAUCGUCGUCCCUAUGAUGUAUAUCUGGUAUUCGUGGAUUUCUUGAUAUCUUUUCCUUAUUUCAUAUGGAGGAACAGGGUAGGCUUAGCGCUGCACACUUUUUCGCUGUUACUUAAAACGUUGGAUGCCCAAGCGUAUCCACGCCGACGUUAUCCUAAUUUCAUUUCCCUGCUUUCCUACUAGGAUUCUCGCAGAGAAAAAAGAUAAGCAAAUAUCAAAUCGACGACAGAGAAGUCGGAACGUUAUCCUUUUACGAUUCCGCCUCCCGUUGAUGAACGCAAACCGAAAACCUCAUCGACAAGACAAUUCCAAGUCACUGUAAAUAUCUCUAGCGAAUAAUAGUGGUGCGCCGAGUGAGUUGAUUUGUGCAGAUUCUAUUAUUUCCUACGACGAUUUAUGGCAUUAUUUUUCAACGGAAAGUAAAAUAUACGUGUUAAGA